AUGGUGUCGCUUUUCGGCAACAAGAACGAGAACGGCCGGACGCUGCGACCGCGCGCGCGACGCGCCACACCGCUCAUGGACGUAGGGCUCGCAGUUAUUGCAGGAGCUGUGACAGGCGUCUACAUCUUCCAAGACACGCUGCAGCGCUGGCGGAUUACCGAAGACGAGGCAGCAAAUGCGGGCAACACGGCUUCGACCGCCCACAAAGCGACAACGCAGGAGCCACCAAGCAAGUAG
This is a messenger RNA of Hyaloperonospora brassicae, 237 nucleotides long. Lineage: Eukaryota; Oomycota; Peronosporomycetes; Peronosporales; Peronosporaceae. The record is from the annotation of a GenBank genome assembly.